Messenger RNA from Lampris incognitus (smalleye Pacific opah), 4790 nucleotides. Its product is annotated as zinc finger protein 263-like. The transcript is spliced from 2 exons. The coding region runs from base 44 to 1330 and encodes 428 amino acids. The record is from RefSeq and is a predicted model, not a curated record. Gene Ontology annotation, biological process: regulation of transcription by RNA polymerase II. Lineage: Eukaryota; Metazoa; Chordata; Actinopteri; Lampriformes; Lampridae. Gene Ontology annotation, cellular component: transcription regulator complex; PcG protein complex. Gene Ontology annotation, molecular function: DNA-binding transcription factor activity, RNA polymerase II-specific; RNA polymerase II cis-regulatory region sequence-specific DNA binding.
UCUUUCCCUGUGAUAGCUACUGUACCAUUUAUGGUUUCUCAGAAUGACAAAACUACAGCUGUUGAACGCUUAUUUAACGGAGCGUUUGGCGGAGGUGGUGAGGGAGAUCCUGGACGUGGUGGGAGACACGGUGACGGAGUACCAGGAGGAGGCGGCCCGGACUCAGCGGGAGAACGAGAGCUUGAGGAAACAACUCCGGGAUCUUCUCCUGCUGGGGGACGAGACAGACUGGGCUACCAGGUCCACUAUCCUUUUGGAGGCUCCUGAACAGCAGCAGUCCAGUAAACAAGAGGUGAGGUCUUCUUUAGCGGAGCCAGACUCGACUCUGAGCCAGCUCAAUGAGGCACCGGGAAGGGCAGUUUGUCAUUCUCAUGAACAGGUAAUGACUGUUAAACCGCUUCCAACGGAGAGCGAGACACCAUCUGCACAGCUCCCCCUGGACCCCGAAGAUAGACAGGAGCAAAAUGACCAGCCACAACCGAAGCCUAAACCUGAGCCUCAGCAGCAGGCUUUUGGAAAUGUCCCAUCUUGCUCCUAUCAGACCUCUGUAAAUACUGUCUCUGCCUCCGACCCUGACAUACACACUGACCCUCAACAGUGCAUGGUUCAAACUCCACCUUUUCCCAUAGUUCAAACACAGAUAAAAGCAGAACCAGAGGAGUAUGAGGUGUUGGCAACUAAUGCUGAAAGUCACACAGACUCUGUAUUCUCAGGCUCUUUGCCAAAUCCUGGUCCCACACACAACCUCUUGGAGGUUUCUGGUUUUGGAAAUGUACUGGAUGCAGACAGAGAGGGGGCUGCCUGUGUAGAACGUGAAGUUCAUCAAACCACGAAGAAGAGCACUUCGGAUAGAUUGCCUUUGAACACUGCUGUUGACAGUGACGUAGUAGCUGGUCAGAGGUGCGAAGCCAGUCAUUCCUGUCCCCGCUGCAAGGAGACAUUCGGCCUCGCUUCUAGCCUCCGACUGCACUUGGAGCAGAAGCGUUACGCCUGCGACUGGUGCUGCAAAUCCUUUGCCCAGGUGACUGACCUACGGCGCCACCUGCGCACCCACACUGGGGAGAGACCCCAUCGCUGUACCUUCUGCUAUAAGAGCUUUAGCCAGAGAGGCAAUCUGAAGAGACACCUGCGCAUCCACACAGGGGAGAGACCGUACAGUUGUCCUUACUGCUAUCGGACUUUCAGUGAUGGGGACACCAUGAAGAAGCACAAACGCACUCAUUUUGGAGAGAGGCCCUACCGCUGCUUGCAUUGCUCAAAGACAUACGCUAGUGCCAGUGGAUUGCAGGUUCAUAUAAAGAAAGAUAUGUGCUUCGUGUCCAACACGUGAUGAGCCGAUUCAGGACAGGGCAGCAAAUUCAAGCAAGGUGGGACAAUAGUUGUGUUACAGAGCAAAUAUGCGUCACAGCUCCAGCUGUAUCCAUGUCUCUAAAUGUAUUUAUUUUUUCUAUAUUUCCUGUGUGUUUUGAAUUCAGAGAAAAGGGAACCUAUAAGACUGUGAUGUUCAGCGGCAACAUUUGAAACCAGACCUACCCAUGUUAAGAGACUGAGGACCGUUAGGUCCAUCAUAGUCCGGGUAUAACAUAUACGCAGGCGUAUGUCCACUGUCUCUGCAGAUAAAAAUGUACAAGGCAUAAAAGUGGACCACUGUAGCCAUCCGCAUAUGUGCACCACACAAAUUUUCUGUCUGCACAUGUACAUAACAUUUGGGUUUUUCUUAGAAGUGCAUUAUGUCACACACCCCCAAUAUGGCUUACAGUGUCUUGAUGCAUGGUGAAUAAUCCAGGUAAGGUAAUCCAAGAAAGUUGAAUCAGUUCAUCUGGACACAUUCAUUCAUUAUCCAAACCGCUUAUCCAACUCAGGAUUGUGGGGAUGCUGGAGCCUAUCCCAGCAGUCAUUGGGCGGCAGGCGGGGAGACACCCUGGACAGGCCACCAGUCCAUCACUUGGCCGACACACACACACAUUCACACCUAGGGACAAUUUAGUACAGCGAUUCACAUGACCUACAUGUCUUUGGACUGUGGGAGGAAACCGGAUCAUCCGGAGGAAACCCACGCAAACAUGAGGAGAACAUGCAAACUCCACACAGGACGACCCGGGACGACCUCCAAGGUUGGACUACCCCAGGGCUCGAACCCAGGACCUUCUCGCUGUGAGGCGACUGCGCCAACCACUGCUCCACCGUACCGCCAUCCGGACACAACGUUGGGGAAAUGUUUCACCGUUCAUCUAAGGGACUUCGUCAGUCUAAGCUGACUGCAGAUAUUCCCAGCCUUAUAAAGAGCACAGUUGCAUAACUGCCGAAAACCAGUGCAGUUGCGUCAUAACCCAAACCAGUGAACAGUUUCAUAUGCAGAUUACCGUAACCAUUAAUUAGUGUUAAAAUGAACCCUGUGUACUAGUCACAGAGGAUUGGGGAAUAGUUGCAAUCACAGCAUUGUAAGAUAGUGACAGAUGUACUCUCAGCCCCCCUCCCUCGAUUCAGGGAUGGUCGUUAGUCAGGCUUCAUUCUUGAAAAGUGGCCACUGGCCUGUAGAUGGGUGUAGACUGUGGAGUCCUGGCCUGAUGUGUUAGCUCUCCUGUGUUGGAGAGGUGUAAAAACCAGGUCCAGAAAGUAAAAGUCCAAACCAUGUAUUUGCUCUAUUCAUGCACUACACCAGCAGAUUCUAGUCAACACCACUCCUCAACUAGGUAGGGAAAACUAGCUAAUGAAAUGAGCUGGUUUAGUAACAUGAUUGGAGCAAAUACAAUUUGGACUAUUACUUUCUGGACCUGGUUUUUACACCUCUGCUGUGUUGUGCCAUCCUCUUGGCCAGCGUCUGUUUAGUUUCCCCGAUGGACAAGUCAUGGCAAUCCUCCCGGUACUUAAUAGCAGACACUAUAUUGCUCUGCUUGUGCCGGGGGACCCGGUCCUUGGGGUGGACACAUUUCGGGUGCAACGUGUUUUGGGGUUUGAAAGCAACUGAGAUGCGGUGCUUGGAAAAUACGCGUCUCAGCUUUUCUGACGCUCCUGCCACAUACGGAAUCACCACUGGUUUAUGUUUAGACAGCUGUUGUCCUUCUCCUCUUUCCAAUUGGCUGGUGCACUGUUUGGGUGUCUUCCUGGCUUUGACAAACGCCCAGCUAGGAUAACCACACUUAACCAAGGCCGGUUUAAUGUGGGAUUUUCCCCCUUCCCUGGCCGCUGUGUCCGUGGAGGCGUUGUCAGGUCCAGUCCUCUGCACAUAGUAUAAGUGGCCAUUUAAACUGUAAUUAAUGGUCAUGGAAAUUUGUAUAUUUGCAUAUGAAACCGAUCAAUGGUUUGGUUGUGACCUAACUGUGCUGGUUUCGGUCAUCAUGCAACUGUGCUGUUUAUGAGGUUGGGGACACCUGCAGUCAGCUGAGACUCACAGACACUUAGACGAGUGAUGAAACGUUUCUUCCACUAAACAUUGUGUCCAGAUGAACUGAUUCAACUUUCUGGGAUGGCUUACAAAGAUUGUGGGAAAUGUAGGCUUUAAGUACCUGUGGUAUGCUAUGAAUUUGAAAGGACUGCAGACUGUAUCCACAAACGUGUGUUUACACUGUACUUUGUGAGUAUGUGAGCACCUUUGGGGAUACUGUGACAAGUUGCAUUUUGUUUUUUUGUCUUCACAUUAGAAACAUAGUGAGGAAUAGAGUUUCUGUAUUUGCGCUUAAGCCCAUCAAUAAGUGGCUCCAAACAUUCCUUAUUCACAUCAAGUAGUACUAUAAGUUCAAACGAACUAGCUAUACUCCUUUUCUUCAGUAGUGAAUACUAAAUUUGCCAAGAGGCCAUUUUCUUUAGCUCAGCUAAAAAAAAUGUAGGCAUGCAUCGCUAAUUCGUGUCAUGUAUUGGGUGCAGAAAAAUGUUGAAUGUCAACUAAUCCCUCUAGCUUUUGCAAAACCAACUGUACCAUAUGACGAAAAUGGCAUAUUUUCACCGAAAUUGUCUCUAAUGCAAGCACACUUGCCUCUUGAUGCCGUGCUGUGAUAGAGUAGUUGUUCUCAAUCUGGAGGUCGGGGGGACCCCCCGGUGGGUCCGAAGAUGAUGUCAGUGAGUCAUAAGAGGAUUUGUGGGCUAAGCAAAACAAUAUUUCUAAUACAGGAACACGGGACCAUGUCUCAUGUCUUAUGUCAUGAAAUGACGUUGUUUCUUGCUCAAAGCAUGAAAUUGUGAGAGGGGAUUUUUUUUUUGUUUUUUUGUUUUUGGUGUCACAGUUCACCCUUCCAUGCCUGCAUGCCUGAGUCAGGAGGCUGCCAGCCAGUUCAGCCAGUUACUGUGUUGAUGGGGAUCAUAAGCCUGAAAGGUUGAGAAACACUGCUGGACAACGUUGGUAUGGACCAUCAGACUAAGCAACAGGUGUGUUGCACAUACAGUUUACUUUGUGCUUUGUACUGUAUAAAUACCCAAAAUCCUUAUGGGUAAAUAUUCACUAAACUGUCUUCAAAAAAGUUAUCUUAAAGUAAUAUAUGAAAUUAUUUAUGACUCAACCCUUGAAUUGAGAAAAAACAUGUUUAAGAUUUCAUUCACUUCUUUAAAAACAGGAGUUUGAAGUCUUACCCUUUUUCCUGGGACCAAAGUGCAAGUUACUGUUUGAAUAUAAACUACUAUGGUUGUGUGUUUUGUUUUUUGCUCUGAUAUCCAUUAGGUAAAAUAUUAAAUUUAGUGUAAUUGUGGGUAUCUGGCACUCAGCAAAUCUUUUCCGGUGUGGCAAGCAGAAAUUAAUCCAUGUGUUGGAUAUUAUUCUGAUUAGUCCUGUUUUGUUUACUUUGGUUUGAAUUAAUAAA